AUGGACGGCGACGGGCUCUGGGAAGAAUAUCUGUCUGCUGGUGCGAACAGGCAGGCUUCAGUUGCUGACUGGAGCAGGAAUGGGUUAUUGGCUUUUGGCGCCGAUGUGAACAUUGCCCUCUGGCGUCCGGCCGCCUAUCCGCCUCGUGGGAUUGAACGUAUUUUAAGCAGUCACCAAGAAGCAGUCAAAGCAGUCCUUUUCCUUCCCCAACACGACGAGGAUGAGUCGACCUACAUCGUGUCAGGCUCUGAUGACGAGACUCUCAUCUUGUGGAAGUCAACCGGUGGUGGCCACAGCUUUCAGGUUAUCCGGUCGUCGUCCGAACACGCUGCUCCUGUGAACUGCAUCACAGCCGUCAGGGUCGCAGAUGAACGAGCUAAAUGGAUCAUCGCCACUGGAGCUGCCGACGCGACAAUAAAGAUGUGGUCUUUUGAGAAUGACCACCUGCAACUACUUCAGUCGAUAAAGACAACACCGAAAUUCUUCCCAUUGGCUCUUUCUCUAAGCGUCAUUGACGGCGACGUGCUCAUUCUGGCAGCUGCCGGCACGCGCGAGACUGUGCAGAUUCUCACGGCAGACCUCAAUUCUCCGCGCAUCGACUUUAGCCUGCAGGCGACCUUAUCUGGACAUGAAGGCUGGGUGAGAUCCUUGAGCUUCACAAAGCAGACAAGCGAAGCUGGUGGCGAUCUCCUCCUGGCAUCAGCCAGUCAAGACAAGUACAUUCGUAUUUGGAGGAUUCACCACGGACCGGAGCUACCGGCUCUGGCAGCACCUGGGUCGGACCCUUACGGCGGUGCCUUUGUUCCCGGAAAGUCCCCUUCAAACAAGGCGCAUCGUCUGAAAACAGCGGGCAAGGAGUUUUGUGUGACGUUUGAGGCACUUCUCCUGGGCCACGAAGAUUGGAUUUACAGUGCAAGAUGGAAAACGCGUGCUGACGGCAAACUGCAGCUUCUCUCAGCAUCUGCCGACAACUCCCUGGCCAUCUGGGAAGCUGACCCUGCCUCCGGAAUCUGGGUGAGCAUUGCAAGACUAGGCGAGAUCAGCAGGGAAAAGGGCGCCACGACAGCAACGGGCAGUGCUGGCGGUUUCUGGACCGGACUUUGGUCGCCGUCUGGCGACUCCGUCGCCUGUCUUGGCCGGACUGGAAGUUGGAGGCGGUGGGAGCACGACUCCUCGACCGACACGUGGGAGCCAUGUGUCUCCAUCACCGGUCACACCAAAGCCGUCACUGGCAUUUCUUGGGCCAAGGGUGGCGACUAUCUCCUGUCGACCAGCUCCGACCAGACAUCGCGAUUGCACACACGAUGGACGGCGUCCGACGCCGGCACUUGGCAUGAAAUGUCUCGGCCGCAGAUUCACGGAUACGACUUGAACUGCAUCGACUCACUGGGGGACUCUCGAUUCGUCUCUGGCGCCGAUGAAAAGCUCAUGAGAGUCUUCAGCGAGCCCAAGGCGGUCGCGACACUGCUCAGGAGGCUGGCAGGCUUUGGACGUGAAGACGUCCAAGACAUGCCAGAUGCGGCAAACAUGCCCGUCCUUGGACUUUCCAACAAGGCCAUCGACGCCGUCGCCGACGACCAGGAAAUACAGCCCGUCGACGACGGUGACCGAGAAGCGAUGGACCCCGCCUCGGUGGUCAGGAAGUCGUACCUGGAAAUCGACCACCCGCCCUUUGAAGAAACGCUGUCGAGGCACACCCUGUGGCCGGAGAGCGAGAAGCUCUACGGCCACGGCUACGAAAUCUCGUGCCUCGCGGCCAGUCAUGACGGCAAACUCAUCGCCAGCGCCUGCAAAGCCAGCUCGACGAACCACGCCGUGAUCCGACUGUUCGAGACGGAGAAAUGGACAGAGAUCCGACCACCGCUCGUGGCACACUCUCUGACAGCCACUCGACUCAGGUUCUCAGUCGACGACAAGUACCUCCUCAGUGUCGGGCGCGACCGACAGUGGGCCGUCUUUGAGCGAAACACGGACAUCGACGCCAUGUACCAGCUGCUCCAGUCGAACGCCAAGGGCCACAGCAGAAUGAUCCUCGGCGCGGCCUGGGCACCGCCAGCACAGGCGCCUCUCUUCGCCACGGCAGGCAGAGACAAGCAGGUCAGGAUCUGGUCCUCACGGGCAGGAGAAGCUGGAAAGCUGCGCUUUACUCAAACCGCCAGUUUCCCCUGCGGAGGCCCCGUCACAUCUGUCGACUUCCUGUCGACCGUGGUCGGGGAAAAGCUCGUGUUGGCGGUCGGAACGGAGGCGGGCAAAGUCGGCAUCUGCUUGGUAAGCGAAGACGGCCAGGCAGUGACUGAAUUGCCAUCGCGACCAGAGUUGAAUCUUCCCAGGGCAGUGCUCCAACUGGCUUGGAGACCGCCGACGCGCGAAAUCAACGAGUCUGUCUACACGCUGGCAGUGGCUGGCGAGGACAGCUCUCUGAGGUUGAUCUCCUUGAACGAAUCCCAUCUACGAGCGCUGUGA
Messenger RNA from Metarhizium album ARSEF 1941, 2463 nucleotides. Its product is annotated as elongator protein 2. The transcript has 3 exons. The record is from RefSeq and is a predicted model, not a curated record. Gene Ontology annotation, molecular function: protein binding. Gene Ontology annotation, biological process: tRNA wobble uridine modification. The coding region runs from base 1 to 2463 and encodes 820 amino acids. Lineage: Eukaryota; Fungi; Ascomycota; Sordariomycetes; Hypocreales; Clavicipitaceae. Gene Ontology annotation, cellular component: elongator holoenzyme complex.